Messenger RNA from Canariomyces notabilis, 1533 nucleotides. Its product is annotated as mevalonate kinase. Gene Ontology annotation, biological process: isoprenoid biosynthetic process; isopentenyl diphosphate biosynthetic process, mevalonate pathway; ergosterol biosynthetic process. Gene Ontology annotation, molecular function: mevalonate kinase activity; ATP binding. The record is from RefSeq and is a predicted model, not a curated record. Lineage: Eukaryota; Fungi; Ascomycota; Sordariomycetes; Sordariales; Chaetomiaceae. Bases 1 to 1533 code for a protein of 510 amino acids. Gene Ontology annotation, cellular component: cytoplasm; cytosol. The transcript is spliced from 2 exons.
AUGACGACUCAGCGGGUAACGAACGGUCACAGUGGUUUCCACGGCGAUACAGAACCCGACAGUCCCAGCACGGAUGGCAGCGACAUCAGCGACACCGGAAUCAAAGGCAUAAGCAACGGAAGCAGCAUCACUGGCGCAAACCAGCGGCGAAAGAUGAACCGCAAAAAAUCGAGCCCGAUGAUGCCCGCUUUUAUGGUGUCGGCUCCGGGGAAAGUCAUUGUAUUCGGCGAGCACGCAGCCGUGCACGGGAAGGCUGCAAUGGCUGCUGCCAUCUCUUUGCGAUCGUACCUCCUAGUCACGACUCUUUCCAAGUCCAAACGAACGGUGACGCUUCGAUUUCCCGAUAUCGACUUCAACCACUCGUGGAACAUUGACAACCUCCCAUGGACAACUUUCCAACAGCCGGCCAAAAAGAAGUACUACUACGACCUUGUCACGGACCUUGACCCCGAGCUCGUCGCCGCAAUACAACCCUAUGUCGCCAAUGUUUCCGCGGACAAGCCGAGUGAUAUCCGCAAGGUACACCAGAACUCGGCCGGCGCGUUUCUCUAUAUGUUCUUGUCACUCGGUUCGCAGUCGUUCCCGGGCUGCCAAUAUACGCUACGAUCUACCAUUCCAAUUGGCGCUGGCCUGGGUAGCAGUGCUACGAUCGCAGUGUGUAUGUCUGCUGCCCUCCUUCUACAGCUUCGGACCUUGUCGGGUCCGCACCCGGAUCAGCCUGCCGAGGAGGCGCGCGUCCAAAUCGAGCGGAUAAACCGUUGGGCAUUCGUCUAUGAGAUGUUUAUCCACGGAAAUCCGUCUGGCGUGGACAACACCGUGUCGGCACAGGGCAGAGCGGUCGUAUUCCAGCGGCCAGAUUACAGCAAGCCCCCGUCUGUGCGGCCGUUGCACAACUUCCCCAAACUACCUCUCCUGCUCGUCGACACAAAGACGCCAAAGUCUACAGCACAUGAGGUUGCCAAGGUGGGACGUUUGAAGGACGCGCACCCCAAGCUAGUCGGCACGAUUCUGGACGCUAUUGACAAGGUCACAAACACAUCGGCUGACCUCAUAAACGAGGACAACUUUGACACGGAGAACGAGGAGAGUCUACGCCGCCUGGGCGAGCUAAUGACAAUCAAUCACGGCUUACUGGUCUCGCUUGGGGUCUCCCAUCCACGGCUGGAACGAGUGCGCGAGCUGGUGGAUCACCAGGGGAUAGGCUGGACCAAGCUCACGGGCGCCGGCGGUGGUGGAUGCUCCAUCACAUUGCUCAAGCCGGGGGUCUCUAGGGACAAGUUGGAUAAGCUGGAGGAGCAGCUUGACCAAGAGGGUUACCAGAAGUUUGAGACGACGCUUGGCGCAGACGGUGUGGGCGUCCUGUGGCCAGCUGUGCUCAAGAACGGAAUGGAUGAGGACGAUGAGGGCGGAAUGGAGAUUGACUUGGACAAGUUCCUGAGUGCCGAGGGGAAUGAGGGGGUGGAACGGCUGGUCGGUGUCCACGGAGGGAAAGGUGAAAGAGAAGGGUGGAAGUUUUGGAGGGUCGAGACCUAG